UUGGUUCUUUGUACAAAAGAAACUCAUAACAUUUCUCAUCGACUCAUAUAUAAUUCCAAAUUGCUACUUCUUCCUUUUAUUACACCACUUUAUUUCUACAAAAAAACUAAUAUUAUAUUGUGAUCCUGGCAAUAUCAUCUUAUUAAUUCUACUCAUUUUUGGAAGUGGGAAACCAGAUAAAAGAUUGUGUAUGUAAAGAUCAUAUAUAGACCUUUUUUUUGCUAUAACAAAUUAAAAUGAGAGGUUUGAUCGCAGUAGCUGGCUUAUUCUUAGUUGCUCUCAUUCCUCAUGCAGAAUGCAGCUGCCUUUGAUCCAUUAGAUCCCAAUGGGAAUAUCACCAUCAAAUGGGAUGUUAUGUCUUGGACACCUGAUGGUUAUGUCGCAGUGGUAACAAUGAACAAUUUCCAAAUGUACAGACAUAUCAUGACCCCUGGUUGGACCUUAGGAUGGACAUGGGCUAAGAAAGAAGUGAUCUGGUCUAUGGUGGGUGCACAAACCACUGAACAAGGUGACUGCUCUAAAUUCAAAGGCAACAUCCCACAUUGUUGCAAGAAGAAUCCCACUGUUGUCGAUUUGCUCCCUGGAGUUCCUUAUAACCAGCAAUUUACCAAUUGCUGUAAAGGUGGAGUGUUGGCUUCUUGGGGCCAAGAUCCUCAAUCUUCUGUCUCUGCAUUCCAAAUCAGCGUUGGCCAAGCCGGUACCUCGAACAAGACCGUUAAACUUCCUAAGAACUUCACUUUGCUUGGUCCUGGACCAGGCUACACUUGUGGCCCUGCAAAGAUUGUCCCUCCUACCAAAUUUUUCACACCUGAUCUUCGUCGAAAAACUCAGGCCUUAAUGACGUGGAAUGUAACAUGCACAUACUCCCAGUUUCUAGCCCGAAAACACCCGAGUUGCUGCGUCUCUCUGUCAAGUUUCUACAAUGAAACCAUCACUUCUUGUCCUUCUUGUGCUUGUGGUUGUGAGAACAAAAACAAAUGCAUCAAGAGCGACUCCAAGCUACUGAGUGCGGUUGGGAUAAACACUCCAAGAAAAGACAACGUACCACUAAUACAGUGCACGCACCAUAUGUGCCCAGUUCGAGUGCAUUGGCAUGUCAAGCUCAACUACAAGGAUCACUGGCGAGUCAAGCUUUCUGUAACCAACUUUAAUUACAGGAUCAAUUACACACAAUGGACUCUUGUUGUACAGCAUCCAAAUCUUAACAAUGUAACACAAGUUUUUAGCUUUGAUUACAAGCCUCUCGUUCCCUAUCAAUCCAUCAAUGACACAGGAAUGUUCUACGGCAUGAAGUUCUUCAAUGACCUACUGAUGGAAGCAGGGCCAUCUGGGAAUGUUCAAUCAGAAGUUCUUCUCCAAAAGGACAAGGAUACUUUCACCUUCAAACAAGGAUGGGCAUUUCCCCGGAAAGUUUACUUUAAUGGCGACGAGUGCAUGCUCCCACCACCAGAUACUUACCCAUACUUGCCCAGCUUUGCCCAUCAUAGCUCUGUUGCUGUUUCAACAUUGUUAAUUUCCCUGCUUUUGCUUUUGAACGCGCUCUUUUGACCCUUCCUCCAGUUUUGUCAGUCACUGAAAAUUUUGAAGCUAAGAUAACACAUGCUCCGGGUAUUCGGAUCACAGGUACAUUCUUUGAUAGAACAAAUUGGUCAUGAGUCAUGACUAUGUCUAUGUGCUGCAACAAUUUUUGUAUGUGUAUUUAAAUAUCACACUCAAUUCCAAAGGAAAAUUGAGCUUCUUGGUUCAUUAUAAGCAUUCA
Nicotiana attenuata is the source of this 1759-nucleotide messenger RNA. Its product is annotated as COBRA-like protein 4. The transcript has 6 exons. Gene Ontology annotation, cellular component: plasma membrane. The record is from RefSeq and is a predicted model, not a curated record. NCBI's taxonomy places the organism in Eukaryota, Viridiplantae, Streptophyta, Magnoliopsida, Solanales, Solanaceae. Gene Ontology annotation, biological process: cellulose microfibril organization; plant-type cell wall cellulose biosynthetic process. The coding region runs from base 289 to 1548 and encodes 419 amino acids.